AUUCCCACAAUGCUUUGAGAGGGCACCCGGAAAGGGAAGAAAACAGUCAGAUGACUUGAUGUGUUGAUGAAUAGUUUUUGACAGUUUAAAGGCUGUGGUUUAGUCGUUCAACAGUACGGAGUUUCUUUGCUUUACCAGUCGUUAGUGAGUUGGAAGUUAUGUUACGACCAAAGGCGUUAACGCAGGUCCUCAGCCAGGCGAACACAAACGGAGUCCAGAGCACCCUCUUACUGAACAAUGAAGGUUCACUUCUGGCUUACUCUGGGUAUGGGGACACUGAUGCCCGAGUGACGGCCGCCAUCGCUAGCAACAUCUGGGCGGCCUACGACAAGAAUGGCCACCAAGCCUUUAACGAAGACAAACUCAAAUUCAUACUCAUGGAUUGUAUGGAAGGAAGAGUGGCCAUUACUCGUGUGGCCAACCUACUGCUGUGUAUGUACGCCAAAGAGACAGUGGGCUUUGGAAUGCUUAAAGCCAAGGCAGAAGCUCUGGUUGAGUACUUGGAGGAACCAUUAACCCAAGUGGCGGCGUCAUAGUGGAGACGUUACUGAAACUUCUGUCUGCCUGGGAAUAAAGCUUCAUAUGAUCCGGGUCAUUCAUGGACUACUGUAACGUUCUGUGUACAUGCAUGGAUCUGUGAGUGAGUGUGUGAGUGAGUGAACGUGUGUGGGGUUGGGGAGUCGGUCUAUUUAUAAUCCUGGUUUUGAAACUAAUAACUUGUAUGAUUUUUUUUCCCUAUUUGCCCUCCCUUUUGACUCUGUAGGUCUUACUGGCCUGUUCUCAAAGUCCACUUAAUUUGUCAGUAGGAAGUCUUGAGUGUACGGCUGCUGAAAUGAUUCCAUUAUGAACCGGACCCACGGUUGAUUUAUUCAUUUGCAGUUUGAGUUCGGGGACGCUAAGAACAGUUAAGCAGAAAAUGUAACAUUCUGAAUCCAGUCGUAAGACUGAAACAAACACACUAGAUAAGAUCUCUGGAAACUCUCUUAAUAAUUCCUGCCUGAUACAAUACAAUAUGAUUAUUUGCUACAUUUUGUUUCAAAGCUGUACAAUAAACGUUUUUUGGACAAAUGUU
Molecule: messenger RNA, 1072 nt
Organism: Scatophagus argus
Lineage: Eukaryota; Metazoa; Chordata; Actinopteri; Scatophagidae
Gene: lamtor2
Product: late endosomal/lysosomal adaptor, MAPK and MTOR activator 2
Exons: 4
Coding region: 159-536 (125 amino acids)
Biological process (GO): cellular response to amino acid stimulus; positive regulation of TOR signaling
Cellular component (GO): Ragulator complex
Molecular function (GO): guanyl-nucleotide exchange factor activity; molecular adaptor activity
Source: RefSeq, a predicted model, not a curated record